Messenger RNA from Ipomoea triloba (trilobed morning glory), 1126 nucleotides. RefSeq names its product transcription factor MYB44-like. The transcript has a single exon. Gene Ontology annotation, cellular component: nucleus. Gene Ontology annotation, molecular function: RNA polymerase II cis-regulatory region sequence-specific DNA binding; DNA-binding transcription factor activity, RNA polymerase II-specific. The record is from RefSeq and is a predicted model, not a curated record. Lineage: Eukaryota; Viridiplantae; Streptophyta; Magnoliopsida; Solanales; Convolvulaceae. Gene Ontology annotation, biological process: regulation of DNA-templated transcription. The coding region runs from base 109 to 954 and encodes 281 amino acids.
UACCCUAACAACUCUAAGCCCGCCUAUUUAAGCUCUCUGCAUUUCCUUUCUUCGCCGAAAUCGAGAGUGCUUCUCAACCGCCUCUGUUUAAGUGCGGUGUUUCGGGGCAUGGCGGAUUCGGAUCGGGUUAAGGGGCCGUGGAGCACGGAGGAGGAUGAUUUGCUGAGGAAGCUUGUGGAGCAGCACGGCGCUAGGAACUGGUCGUUGAUAAGCAAGUCGAUUCCAGGGAGAUCGGGGAAGUCGUGUCGGUUGCGGUGGUGCAAUCAGUUGUCGCCGGAGGUGGAGCACCGGCCGUUCACGCGGGAGGAGGAUGAGGUCAUUGCGAAGGCGCACGCGCAGGUCGGGAAUAAAUGGGCGACUAUUGCUCGAAUGCUGAAUGGACGCACCGAUAACGCGAUCAAAAACCACUGGAAUUCGACGCUGAAGCGGAAGCAUUCCGCCGUGAUUGGAGGAGGAGAGCCGCGGCCAGGGCGGAUUCUGAAGCGAGCGGACAGCGCCGACGUCACGGCGCCGCCGCCGCCUGGAUUACGAGUAAGUCGCGAUAGUUCCUCCGAAUCUGACAUUAGCUAUUCUAGCAACAACGAUCACGAUCCGGCCGCUGCGAAGAGUGUACGGAUGGCUUUACCUUUGCAGGCGGUGGAGCCUCGAGUUGUUUCAGAGAAGGAGAACGAUCCUUCCACCGUGUUGACUCUAUCGCUGCUUGCGCCUGGAGCAAAUGACGGCGUUUCUUCGUUACAGCGUGAUCAGCCGAGUUACCGCCGCGGUGACAGCACCGAGGCUGCGGCGGCGCCGCCGGUGAAGUCAGAGAAUACUCUGACGUUGAGUCCUGAAUUGCUGUCGUUGAUGCAGGAAAUGAUCAGAAAGGAAGUUGAAAAUUAUUAUUCAGCACUUGUUCUUAAGGAUGGCGUUAGGAACGCAGAAGUGAAACGCAUUGGCAUUGGCAAAACAAACUAAAUCAGCUUAAACGCUUUCAGGAAAAACGAUGAUGGACUUAUAAUUGUCCUUUGAAUUCUGGAAUUCAAAUGGAUUGUUUGGGUGCUGAAAAUUAGUUUAAUUAAUGAAUUCUAUACAGUAGUGGUGGAUGUUUGAUUUGGAAUGUCAUAUUUUAACCCAACGUUUUUGUUUU